Oryza sativa Japonica Group (Japanese rice) is the source of this 1527-nucleotide messenger RNA. Its product is annotated as senescence-specific cysteine protease SAG39. Gene Ontology annotation, cellular component: lysosome. Lineage: Eukaryota; Viridiplantae; Streptophyta; Magnoliopsida; Poales; Poaceae. Gene Ontology annotation, molecular function: cysteine-type endopeptidase activity. The record is from RefSeq and is a predicted model, not a curated record.
CUUUUGGCCAAGCAAGAGCUAAAAGCUAGCCGUUGUGUGAGGGACUGAGAGCUAGUGGUGCACUAGCUGGCUGUGAAUCUAGCCAUGGCUCUGUCCACGUUCGUCCUUGCCGUUCUUGUCAUGAGCGGCGCCGCCGCCCUUGGCCGCGAGCUCGCCGGCGACGGCGCCGCCGCCGCCGCGGCGGCCGACGUGGCCAUGGCGUCGAGGCACGAGAAGUGGAUGGCGAAGCACGGGAAGACGUACAAGGACGAGGAGGAGAAGGCGCGGCGGCUGGAGGUGUUCAGGGCGAACGCCAAGCUGAUCGACUCGUUCAACGCCGCCGCGGAGAAGGACGGCGGCGGCGGCCACCGGCUGGCCACCAACAGGUUCGCCGACCUCACCGACGACGAGUUCCGUGCCGCCAGAACCGGCUACCAGCGCCCGCCGGCGGCCGUUGCCGGCGCCGGCGGCGGGUUCCUGUACGAGAACUUCAGCCUCGCCGCCGCGCCGCAGAGCAUGGACUGGAGGGCCAUGGGCGCCGUCACCGGCGUCAAGGACCAAGGCUCGUGCGGUUGUUGCUGGGCGUUCUCGGCGGUGGCGGCGGUGGAAGGGCUGGCGAAGAUCAGGACGGGGCAGCUGGUGUCGCUGUCGGAGCAGGAGCUGGUGGACUGCGACGUCCGCGGCGAGGACCAGGGCUGCGAGGGCGGCCUCAUGGACACCGCGUUCCAGUACAUCGCGCGCCGCGGCGGCCUCGCCGCGGAGUCGUCCUACCCGUACCGCGGCGUGGACGGCGCGUGCCGCGCCGCCGCUGGGCGCGCGGCGGCGUCCAUCCGGGGGUUCCAGGACGUGCCGUCGAACGACGAGGGCGCGCUCAUGGCGGCCGUGGCGCGCCAGCCGGUGUCCGUGGCCAUCAACGGCGCCGGGUACGUGUUCCGGUUCUACGACCGCGGCGUGCUCGGCGGCGCCGGGUGCGGCACGGAGCUGAACCACGCCGUGACGGCGGUCGGGUACGGCACGGCGAGCGACGGCACGGGCUACUGGCUGAUGAAGAACUCGUGGGGCGCGUCGUGGGGCGAGGGCGGCUACGUCAGGAUCCGCCGCGGCGUCGGCCGCGAGGGCGCCUGCGGCAUCGCACAGAUGGCCUCCUACCCCGUCUGAUUAUAUAAACAAAACACACGCCGAUCAACCACGUCAUUAAUUGAUUCGAUGGAUCAGUUUCAAAAUAUAAGUCAUUCUAACAUUUUCUACAUUCAUAUUAAUGUUAAUGAAUCUAAUAUGAAUAUAGAAAAUACAUGAAUGACUUACAUUAUGAAACGGAGGAAAUAUAAAUAUUAAUUAAGAUGUGUAUAUAUAUGUGCUCUGGUAUGUAUAGCGACACUGCACCGUGUCAACAUGUAUUCUGAAAUCUGAACCGGCCGGCCCGUGCAGGAAGUCUGCAAAAGUUGGACGCGCGGGGCUGUACGUAGCUGUGUGUAUAUUGUAUAGUGUAUAUACUACUUACCAUGAUGAAGUUGUACAAAGUGAAAUAUGUUACCAUAUUACCGUACA